Ipomoea nil (Japanese morning glory) is the source of this 1702-nucleotide messenger RNA. Its product is annotated as cytochrome P450 CYP82D47-like. Gene Ontology annotation, biological process: defense response to other organism. The transcript is spliced from 2 exons. Gene Ontology annotation, molecular function: iron ion binding; oxidoreductase activity, acting on paired donors, with incorporation or reduction of molecular oxygen; monooxygenase activity. Lineage: Eukaryota; Viridiplantae; Streptophyta; Magnoliopsida; Solanales; Convolvulaceae. The coding region runs from base 1 to 1602 and encodes 533 amino acids. The record is from RefSeq and is a predicted model, not a curated record.
AUGGAAUUUCUUCUCCAAGACCUUAACACUUCAAUUAUUGUUAUAGCUAUUGCUUUUUAUGUAGUUUUUCGUUAUCUUUCUGGCAAUGGCAAUAACAAGUCCCAGAAGAAUAAAUCACCGCCUGAAGCGGGUGGAGCUUGGCCUAUUCUGGGCCACCUUCACCUUUUCAGAACUUCUAAACUUCCUCACGUAGCCUUGGGAGACAUGGCUGACAAGUAUGGACCAGCCUUCACAGUCCGGAUUGGCGCGCACAGAGUAUUGGUGGUCAGCGACUGGAAAUUGGCGAAAGAACUCUCCACUGUCCACGACGUUCACAUUUCGUCUCGUCCCAAGUUUCGAGCCGCCAAAAACAUGGGCUACAACUACAUAAUGUUCGGUUUCUCUCCCUAUGGGCCUUACUGGCGCGAGAUUCGCAAGCUGACCUCCAUAGAACUAUUGUCCAACCGGCGGCUUGAACAGCUGAAGCACAUAAGAGUGUCGGAGAUCGACGCCUCUGUAAAGGAGCUCUAUAAGCUUUGGACUGAAAAGAAGAACAAUUCUGAACCUUCCGGCGGCCGUGUUUUGGUGGAAAUGAAGAAGUGGUUCGCGGACCUAACAUUCAACGUGGUCCUUCAAAUGGUGGCCGGGAAACGAUACUUUGGUACUGCAGCGGUUAAUGAUGAAAAAGAGGGGCGACGUUGCCAAAGGGUGUUGAGAGAUUUUGUUAAAUCUCUUGGGGUUUUUGUGCCGGCGGAUGCCCUGCCUUUUUUGGGAUGGUUUGAUAUCGGCGGGUAUGAAAAAUCCAUGAAACAAGUUGCUAAAGAAAUGGACUCUCUUAUGGACGAAUGGAUACAAGAGCAUCGUGUAAAGAGAGAGGCGACGGCCGGUGAGGGAUGUAUUGCCAUUGGCGACGAGAAAGAUUUCAUAGACGCGAUGCUUUCACGAAUGGAAGAGAUUGAUCUUAAUGGUUGUGACAUAGACACCGUUAUCAAAUCUACGUGCUUGAAUUUGAUUGCGGGAGGAGCAGAUACGAUCAUGGUCAUGCUAACGUGGGCUCUAUCUUUGAUGAUGAACAAUCCCCAUGUGUUGAAGAAGGCUCAAGAAGAACUAGAUAUGGUGGUUGGCAAGGAAAGAAAAGUAAAUGAAUCAGAUGUUAAUAAUUUGGUAUAUCUGCAAUGUAUUAUCAAAGAAACACUUAGGAUGUACCCGUCAACUCCACUUGGAGGUCCAAGAAUAUUCACAGAAGAUUGCAAAGUAUCAAAUUUUGAUGUUCCAAAAGGCACUUGGUUAAUCUUUAACCUAUGGAAACUCCAACGAGAUCCACAAGUUUGGACUAACCCUCAUGAAUUCAAUCCAGAAAGAUUUAUCAAUCGCCAUAAAGAGGUUGAUGUUUUGAGACAAGAUUUCGAGUUGAUUUCAUUUGGUGCUGGUAGAAGAAUAUGUCCAGGGAUAAGUCUUAGUCUUCAAAUAUUGCCCUUGGUCUUGGCUAAUUUAUUACAUUCCUUUGAGCUCUCAGUCGCUAAUGGAGCAAUUGAUAUGACUGAGACAACUGGAACAAGCAAUUUCAAAGCUGCACCACUUGAAAUUCUCAUAGCUCCUCGUCCCUCUGUUUAUCUGUAUUAGUUAAGCACACAUUAAUUAAUAUGUGCGCGUGUUUGUUUGUAUCUGUGUCUGUGUAUGUAUGUUCACUGGAAAGAGCCUCCAUGGACAUCAUGAUUUACCA